GGCACCCCGGGUUUGUUGAUGUCCGCCCUCCUCCUGGCUCUGUUUUGCUCUCCCUCCCCCGCGCGCCAGAGGUCUCUUCCUCGCGUCAGAGGUCCUCAUCUACAUCCGGGGUCACGCCUUUCUCUUUUUUUCCCUCUCUCUCUCUCUCUCUCUCUCAGUGCGCUUCCUGUUCUGGGUGUGAGAGAGUGUUUUGUUUGUUUGAAGGAAGGAAGGAGAAGGAGAAGCAGAAGAAGAAGCAGGUGUGGAGGAGCGGAAGGAGGUUGGUUACGUUAAUCAAGAAUGUGCUCUUCAUCAGCUUUGUGAGUCUCAGAAAUAAAAACGUUGAAUAUGAUUGUAGAUUUAGCUCUCUGUAGUAAACGUUCAAACAGUAUGAUGUCCCAGAGUUGAAUAACAGUUCAUGUCAGCAAUGUUUUUGGAUUAUGUCAAGAGAUCUACAUCUUUGCUUGGUACGUCAUGUGAAUACCACAGAACUUCUGAAAAAGUAACCAACAUGUGAAUUAGAGGACUGUGUGGGAUCUGUCGGAUCCAAAAGGACAAGAAAUUACAGAUUUUCCUUCAGGAGUCUACAAACAUAGUAUUUUGAUAUAUUUCAAGAGAAUUUACCUACAAAAUGCCUCCAAGGCCAUCAUCUGGGGAACUAUGGGGCAUCCACUUAAUGCCACCAAGAAUCCUAGUGGAAUGUCUUUUACCAAAUGGUAUGAUAGUGACUUUAGAAUGCCUCCGUGAGGCCACUCUGUUAAAUAUUAAACAUGAACUCUUUAAAGAAGCUAGAAAAUAUCCCCUCUAUCAACUCCUUCAAGAUGAGUCUUCUUACAUUUUUGUAAGUGUUACACAAGAAGCAGAAAGAGAAGAAUUUUUUGAUGAAACACGACGGCUAUGUGACUUACGGCUCUUCCAGCCCUUUCUAAAAGUUAUAGAGCCAGUAGGCAACCGGGAAGAGAAGAUUCUUAAUCGUGAAAUCGGUUUUGCUAUUGGCAUGCCUAUCUGUGAAUUUGACCUGGUGAAAGAUCCAGAAGUUCAGGACUUCAGAAGAAACAUUCUUAAUGUUUGUAAAGAAGCAGUAGAUUUGCGGGACGUUAAUGCACCCCAUAGUCGAGCAUUGUACGUCUGUCCCCCAAACAUAGAAUCUUCGCCUGAGUUGCCCAAGCACAUAUACAGUAAACUUGAUAAAGGGCAAAUAAUAGUGGUGAUAUGGGUUAUCGUCUCCCCUAACAAUGACAAGCAGAAGUACACCUUAAAAAUAAAUCACGACUAUGUACCAGAACAAGUAAUUGCUGAAGCAAUCAGGAAAAAAACACGAAGCAUGUUGUUGUCAUCAGAACAGCUAAAGCUCUGUGUAUUGGAGUACCAGGGGAAGUAUAUUUUAAAAGUAUGUGGUUGUGAUGAAUAUUUGCUAGAAAAACACCCCCUGAGUCAGUAUAAGUAUAUCCGGAGCUGCAUCAUGCUUGGUCGAAUGCCCAACUUGAUGCUGAUGGCUAAGGAAAGUCUUUAUACCCAACUGCCAUUGGAUACCUUCACAAUGCCAUCUUAUUCUCGACGUAUCUCUACAGCUACACCGUACAUGAAUGGAGAAGCUUCUGCCAAAUCCCUCUGGGCUAUUAACAGUAAUCUCAGAAUCAAGAUUCUCUGUGCCACUUACGUAAAUGUUAAUAUUCGGGACAUUGACAAGAUCUAUGUCCGGACUGGAAUAUAUCAUGGUGGAGAACCAUUGUGUGAUAAUGUGAAUACGCAGAGAGUACCUUGCUCCAAUCCCAGAUGGAAUGAAUGGCUGCAAUAUGAAAUGCACGUUCUCGAUCUCCCACGUGCCGCUCGGCUUUGCCUUUCUAUCUGCUCUGUCAAAGGCAGAAAGGGAGCAAAGGAGGAGCACUGCCCAUUGGCGUGGGGGAAUAUUAACAUGUUUGAUUACACAGACACGCUUGUUUCUGGCAAAAUGGCUCUGAAUCUGUGGCCUGUACCCCAUGGGCUGGAAGACCUGCUCAAUCCCAUUGGAGUCACUGGAUCAAAUCCAAAUAAGGAAACUCCUUGUUUGGAGUUAGAAUUUGAUUGGUUUAGCAGCCCUGUAAAGUUUCCUGACAUGUCAGUAAUUGAAGACCAUGCCAAUUGGACGAUCUCUCGAGAGCUCGGGUUUAACUACAGUCAUGCUGGGCUGAGUAAUAGACUAGCUAGAGACAAUGAAUUAAGAGAGAGUGAUAAAGAGCAACUCCGUGCAAUCUGCACUCGAGACCCUCUGUCUGAAAUAACUGAACAAGAAAAGGACUUUCUUUGGAGCCACAGGCACUAUUGUGUAAAUAUGCCAGAAAUUCUUCCUAAGCUGCUUUUGUCUGUUAAAUGGAACUCAAGAGAUGAAGUAGCUCAGAUGUAUUGCUUGAUAAAAGACUGGCCUCCAAUCAAGCCUGAGCAAGCAAUGGAGCUUUUGGAUUGUAAUUACCCAGAUCCAAUGGUGCGAUCAUUUGCAAUUCGGUGUUUGGAAAAAUACUUGACAGAUGACAAACUUUCUCAGUAUUUGAUUCAGUUGGUACAGGUUCUGAAAUAUGAGCAAUACUUGGAUAAUCUGUUGGUGAGGUUUUUACUCAAGAAGGCACUGACCAAUCAGAGAAUAGGGCACUUCUUCUUUUGGCAUCUAAAGUCUGAAAUGCACAAUAAAAAUGUCAGCCAGAGGUUUGGUCUGCUUUUGGAGUCCUACUGCCGUGCGUGUGGGAUGUACCUGAAACACCUGAGCAGACAAGUGGAAGCUAUGGAAAAACUGAUUAACCUCACAGACAUCCUUAAACAAGAGAAGAAGGAUGAAACACAAAAGGUACAGAUGAAAUUCCUUGUGGAACAAAUGAAGCGGCCAGACUUUAUGGAUGCAUUGCAAGGCUUUAUAUCCCCUCUCAAUCCUGCUCAUCAGCUUGGAACUCUUAGGCUGGAGGAGUGCAGGAUUAUGUCCUCUGCUAAGAGACCAUUAUGGCUUAAUUGGGAAAACCCAGAUAUUAUGUCUGAGCUGCUGUUUCAGAACAAUGAGAUCAUCUUUAAAAAUGGGGAUGAUCUACGUCAGGAUAUGCUCACACUUCAAAUAAUUCGAAUUAUGGAAAACAUUUGGCAAAAUCAAGGCCUUGAUCUUAGGAUGUUGCCUUAUGGUUGUUUAUCUAUUGGUGACUGUGUGGGACUCAUUGAGGUAGUAAGAAAUUCACAUACAAUCAUGCAGAUCCAAUGCAAAGGUGGCCUUAAAGGUGCACUACAGUUCAACAGUCAUACGUUACAUCAGUGGCUCAAAGAUAAGAACAAGGGGGAAAUGUAUGACCCUGCUAUUGAUUUGUUUACACGCUCGUGUGCUGGCUAUUGUGUAGCUACUUUCAUAUUGGGAAUUGGAGAUCGCCACAAUAGCAAUAUUAUGGUGAAAGAUGAUGGGCAGCUGUUUCAUAUCGAUUUUGGACACUUCUUGGAUCACAAAAAGAAGAAGUUUGGCUACAAACGAGAGCGUGUGCCAUUUGUCUUAACACAAGAUUUCUUGAUAGUGAUUAGUAAAGGAGCCCAAGAAUGUACUAAAACGAGGGAAUUUGAGAGGUUUCAAGAAAUGUGCUACAAGGCAUAUCUAGCAAUCCGGCAGCACGCCAAUCUUUUCAUAAACCUCUUCUCCAUGAUGCUUGGAUCGGGGAUGCCAGAACUGCAGUCUUUUGAUGACAUUGCAUAUAUUCGCAAAACUCUUGCUUUAGACAAAACAGAACAGGAAGCACUUGAGUAUUUCAUGAAACAGAUGAAUGAUGCUCAUCAUGGUGGAUGGACAACAAAAAUGGACUGGAUCUUCCACACAAUCAAACAACAUGCCUUGAACUGAGACUAAAGGAAAUACCAUUUCUAACAGCCCAUUUUGUGGCUGUUCCACUGCAUUUCUGACUAUUGGGCAGUAAGGAAUUCGCUGUGCAAGAAUUGCACAAACCAAGAACAUCAUUUGAACUUGCAGAAGAGUAAAAACUCAAAGUUAUAACCCAGGUUUUGAAACACUAAAAAUUGCGCAUUUCAAAAUUUAACUUUCUUAUGUGUACAGUCAUUUUAUGCCUUAAGUCCAGGAACUUUGGAGAUUUGUUUAUCUUGGUUUGUUUAAUUAGAGAAUCUGUGCCAGCAUUAAAGCCAGUCUUUUACGUGGUUCACUUAGCCUGGUGAAAAUGUGAUGAAUGUCAAUGCGAACAAUUGAAACAAAGGAAGGUUCAGCAACAUAGUCUGUUGCUCUAGAUCAAGUUUUCAUCUCCCACGAACUCUGCUCAGUAAAAUAUAGGAGAUGCUGCCUUUGGAAUGUCCGAUAUAAUUGGUGGAUUUAAGAGUAGCAGUCUUAGUUUUUGACUGGCCAUUUAGUUUUGACUGACCAUCUAGUCCUUAGGAAUAGAUCUUAAGAUUCUGCUGGACAGUAUUAGUAGGGUUACAAAAGUACCUCCCCUCCAGCUCAAAAGUCUGGCUAAUGGGGAGGAUUGGGUUUAGUGCAACACCUUACAUUUUAUUUUUUCUAACCUAAACCUCAAAACAUUUUUCAUGCAUGCUUUCCAGAGCCUAAAAUAAAGAGGUGAGUUGUUAGAAUUAAAGAUUAUUUUUAUAAAGUUAUUUAUAUAACAGAAACUAUUAAUAUAUAAUAUUUCUUUACAUUGAUUUGUCAAUUUUUCUGUCAUUUUAAUUCUGCAGACCACUUUUCUGUCUGACAACCUGAUUGCGUAAGCCACUAAAGUAGUUGUUGUAGUGACCUGUAGGGUCAGGUUUUAAAAAGGUCCCUGUGCUGGCCCAGGGGAUGAUGUCCAUGUGUAUUGAGGCAGAAUUCUAGAGCCAUUGUGGAUACAGCUGCCCCACAGGCCCUGCAUUGAGUAUUUUCCCUACAUCAUAGGAUUUGCUGGUAGUUCUGGCAGAUGCAGAUUUAGGGGCUUUUAAAUGGUAUUGGACAGAGCAAUGUAGGUGUGCCCUACUUCACAUGUUUAGGGUGCUGCUUGGUGAAAGUAGGACAGAUACCUGCUCCUGCAGUAGCCCAAUAAGAGCCAGCUAUUGCCUGUUGUCCCCAUUCACUUGCCUAGUAGGGUGUUCUGUUGAAUUCAGUGAGACUUGCUUCCAAAUAAACUUGUUUUACAAUCAGUUGAUCCAGCUCUGUUGAUUAAAAUAGCUUUCCCCAAGCUUGAACCCUUAAGAAGUAUUCAGCUACAAUCCGCACAACUAAUGCUUGGGAAAGUAUAGUUUAUAAUCAAGGUUUUCAAAUUCUGGCAGUGAUCCUAAGUUAAGCCUCAAACAUUUGCUGAAAUUCAGGUCGUAAAAGCAAGCAAAAUGGAUUUGACAGCAGAUCACUGGAAAUCAAAGCAAAUCAAAAAAUUCAGACUUGAUGUGUGGUAUAUCAAGGAAGAACAUUUUGGGGGUAUUGUCAUCCUGCAAAAAAGCAAAAUGGCUUUCAGUUCUCUUGAUUAACACAUUCAGAAGAGAGACUUACAUAGAUUGGGAAGUAAAAAGGUGAGAAGCAGAACCUUUAUUUUUUGACCUAGUCAUGGCACAAACGAAAGCUGCUUGUCAGAAGAGCUUUACUUCUACUGACAGUUGCUUGUAUAGGAAGAGCUGGCUGUGGAAAACCAAGCAAGAAGAUAAAUUUUAACUAGUACUUCCAUUGUUAUGGCCAUUUUUGGUAAUGUGAGACUCUUUAGAUCAGUUUUUCUCAACACUUUUAUCCAUCAUUCAAUAUUCACAUUUCUUCGUGCUCCAAAAAAUAUCCCCCUAGAAGUGUUUGUGGGUUUUUCUAGAUCAGUGACUCUCAACCUGUGGGUCCCCAGAUGUUAUGGCCUUCAACUCCCAGAAAUCCUAACAGCUGGAAAGCUGGCUGGGAUUUCAGGGAGUUGCAGGCCGAAACACCUGGGGAUCCACAGGUUGAGAACCUCUGCUUUAGAUCUUUUUCCAAACAGUCUCAGGCAAUAUUUUUUUAAUUAUAUUGUGCGUUUUUUGUUAAUUCCUAACUUUGCAGCCCAUCACUGUCUCAGUCCUUUUCCUUAAAACAGUUAGAAAGUGAUAUCUUAGUCACGAUUUUUGACAAACAAGGUAUCUUUUCAGCCUGCUCACUAAAUAGUCCUUGUACUGCAAAAUACAUGGUAAUCUCUAGCAUGCAGGGCUUACCAACCAAUAUUUUAUAAAUGGGGUGGGGUGUGUGUGUGUGCGUGUACAUAUAUAAAUGUAUAUCUCUGUAUAACAAUCUGAAACUGAUAAAGCUGGUAAAAACUAGCAAAACCGCUAGUACAAUUUGUUUCACAAAAAAAUACCUACACAAUUAUAGCACCAAAUAUUUUGGACUCUGGAUGCACAAGGUGCGAUUCCUCCCACUUUGAUGUUGUUGUCUCACUUGACUCAUAGAAUUUGAAAAUGUUUUUAGAGAUUUGGAUAACUGAAUGCACUUGCUUUUUCUUCUAUCCUCAAAUCUAGGUAUUACUCAGAGUGCAAUACCAGUUGGAAUAUAAUGUGCUGAUGUUGGAUAUUAGAAUAUAAACAUUGCAAAUAAAUUUGUAUAGACUGUAA
Messenger RNA from Anolis sagrei ordinatus, 6504 nucleotides. RefSeq names its product phosphatidylinositol-4,5-bisphosphate 3-kinase catalytic subunit alpha (gene PIK3CA). The record is from RefSeq and is a predicted model, not a curated record. Lineage: Eukaryota; Metazoa; Chordata; Lepidosauria; Squamata; Anolidae. Gene Ontology annotation, molecular function: 1-phosphatidylinositol-3-kinase activity; 1-phosphatidylinositol-4-phosphate 3-kinase activity. Gene Ontology annotation, cellular component: phosphatidylinositol 3-kinase complex, class IB; cytoplasm; plasma membrane. Gene Ontology annotation, biological process: phosphatidylinositol-3-phosphate biosynthetic process; cell migration; phosphatidylinositol 3-kinase/protein kinase B signal transduction.